Molecule: messenger RNA, 495 nt
Organism: Suillus subaureus
Lineage: Eukaryota; Fungi; Basidiomycota; Agaricomycetes; Boletales; Suillaceae
Exons: 1
Coding region: 1-495 (164 amino acids)
Source: RefSeq, a predicted model, not a curated record
AUGGCCAUAUCACUACAACUAGCAGUCAUGGCAACAGCCUCUGAAAUGAUCAAGAAGAAUGCUGAGGACAUCACACAGCUUAGGACCACUAUGGCAGAAACCAAAUCAGCGCAGCCACCACCCAAUCCACUGGUCAAUGCACACUCCUACAGCACAGUAGUCCAACAGAGCGCACCAAUCCCAGCCCCAAUCUCGGCAGCCCUUACUAGAGCAGCCACCAAGGAACGCCAGAUCCUACUUGAACCCAUCACUAGCAACACACUCUAUGAACCUAACGAAAACUUUGCAGACACUGCCAAGAAGUAUGAACAGCUACUAACUGCAAUCCAAACUACCGACUCUCCUGAUCUGCUAAUUAAAGCCACCACCCACCUGCAAAAUGGUGGACUCAUUAUUGAAUUAACCACAGCUGAAGCUGCGAAUUGGAUCCAUCUGCCAGAAAACAGAGUAAGGCUCACCGAAGCGCUCAAUCUGUCAGCCUCUAUCAAGGAAUGA